Messenger RNA from Neoarius graeffei (lesser salmon catfish), 842 nucleotides. It is a transcript of the gene cmc1, whose product is annotated as C-x(9)-C motif containing 1. Gene Ontology annotation, cellular component: mitochondrion. Lineage: Eukaryota; Metazoa; Chordata; Actinopteri; Siluriformes; Ariidae. The transcript has 4 exons. The coding region runs from base 123 to 446 and encodes 107 amino acids. The record is from RefSeq and is a predicted model, not a curated record.
GCUGACCAAUGGGAGUGCAGGAGGCGGGACCAGCGUGUGUUAGCAUGGUGACAUUGAGCAUGUAGCUGUGUGUGUGUGUUAUAACGCGCCGCAGUGUGUAUUUGUGAGAUAAACAUUCAGUGAUGGAGACUUCAGAGGCAGAUGAACCUCACCUCAGACAUGUGGAGCAGGACGUCCUGAUCCCAAAACUGAUGAGAGAGAAAGCUAAAGAGCUGUGUGUCCAACAAGUUGAAGCGUUCACUCAGUGCUGUAAGGACAGCGGGCUGCUCAUGGUGCUGAAAUGCAGAGAGGAAAAUCACGCCCUGAAACAGUGUCUUACUAAACAUUACACAGAUCCAGUGUUCUAUGAAGAGUGUAAGCAGCAGUACAUCAAAGAGAAGCAGGAGUACGAGCGCACCGGCGUCUCCGCCAAACACCGAGCACAGCGAUUACCCACCAGCAUGUAGCGCCCGCACAGCUGUUUAUAUUCAUGACUAAACCUCAUAUAAAUUCAUAGAGAGAGUUUUAAUCACAUCAGAUGGAAUUUCCUCCACUGGGACACACACACACACACACACACGAGGUUUUUUUUUUUUUUUUUUGAAUGUACUUUUGUUCUGAUUGUUUUUUUUUUCCUUGUUCUUUGCGAGAUCAUCAGUUUUGUUUGAAAGUGAACACACACACACACGUGCGCACACACACACCAGUUUACAGCAUCUGUCAGUUAAUCUGUGUGUGAGAAAUUAUUAAAUGAGUUAAUAAAUGUAAUAAACGUGUGUGUAAAUGAAUGCUGUGGUGAAUGUGGAUAAACCUGCAGGAGAUCGUGGUGUUAAAGAUGACUGAAUAAACAUGCUGACCUUUGA